Neoarthrinium moseri is the source of this 1155-nucleotide messenger RNA. RefSeq lists its product as uncharacterized. The transcript has a single exon. The coding region runs from base 1 to 1155 and encodes 384 amino acids. NCBI's taxonomy places the organism in Eukaryota, Fungi, Ascomycota, Sordariomycetes, Amphisphaeriales, Apiosporaceae. The record is from RefSeq and is a predicted model, not a curated record.
AUGCACUUCAACUCGUCGUAUCCUUCUAAUGACUUCGCCUUACGGCAAGCCAUACUGCAAGGCAAAAGCGGAAAUACCAUGGCAACCAAGAAGCCACGCCAGCUGGUAUCACAGCCUGUUCAUGCGGAAGACUUGAGGCGCAGGCUCUACGUCGUCAUCUCGGAACAGAACUCGGCCAGGGAGAAGAGGCGGCGGGAUCGGGCAGAAGCAAUGGCCUACAGAAAAAGAACCGCAGAGCAACCACACCAGGAGGAGGAUAUUACCAAUAAAGAUGAGGCAUCCGCAAAAGUGGAGAGGAUUGCAAAUGAACCCGGUGUCGGCGUUCGAACUUCGACUAUAAUCAAGUCAGACUCUAUUAUAGUUCCAGAGAGCACCGACGACUGGAACACGGAGAAGGAAGCACAGCUAGACUUUGGAGAUGCAAUUAAGAGAAUCGACACAGGUCGGGAACUGCGUUCGAAGAUCGUGUCGAGGAGCCAGAUACCCAAGGAGCCAUACCACCAUGUACCCUCAGAAGCAGCAACCCAGUUUGCGCGGACGGCGACGGCUAAGGGACUGAAGGACAAGAGUUCCAUACACGAUCUCUCACAUCAGGCAAUGAAGGCUCACAGGGAAGGUCACUUGACGGAUGCAGGGAAGAUGCCGGCGGAUCACAACCGUGAACUACGAAAGGUGCGAAGUUACCAGGAGAAACUCUUCAAGCGGAACCAGUUCCAAAACACCCGUGCCCUUGAGGAAUCCGUUGGAGGGAACGCGCCGAGGAGUGCAAAACAGCGACACACAAUACCCAAUGGCUAUUCCGAUCUGCCUGCAACGAGGAGGUUCAGCGGCCUGCGAGAGUCGCUCGACGAGAGGGCGACAAACACCCACGAAGCCAUCCCCGAAAACGCCGUCGUGGACCUGACCACUGUGAACCUGUACCGUGCCGACUGGACGCAAAGCGACGAGAUUCAGGACAGGCGCAAGGGGAUGAAGAGCCCGCUGCUGAGGAAAGCAGAUUCUCUAUGGGGUCUGAAGGAACGGUUCACCAAGCACGGACGGGAAGCGCGGGAAGGACAUCAUGGAUCAGAGAAGAUCCAGGCUAUCGCGCUCAAAUCUCCCAAGAGCGGAAUCUUUGGCAGAUUUAAGAGACAACUGGCUACUGUUGUCGCAUAG